GCACACGAACUAUACCGCGCGACCUGUCCCGCCGAUGAAUGAUAAUAAAAUUAAAAAUAAAAAUAAUAAUAAUUUUAUACGAGGAAAAAAUGACAAAAUAAUAUCGUUAUUGUAUUAUUAUUGUAUCGUCCGCGGGUUUUUCGUGCGUUUUUCCUCCACGACAUAUUGUGCAGUUUUAUUUUAUUUUUUUCUCAGUUUUUCGCAUUUCGUUCGCACCGACCGAGGUUUUUAAAUAAUAAUUUUAUUAUUAUUAUUAUUUUUUUUUUUUUUUUGGUCACGUUUUGUUUUUUUUUUUGUGUUUUGUGUUCGUUUAAUCGUUUUUGCUCUUGUCGCGUCUAUCCGUUUACUCGUAGUACACACUGUUCGUUCGUUUUCGAAAACGGAAAACAAAAAUAAUUCGUUAUCAUUUUUCUUUCGACGUCUCCGAUACAUAAAGGUACAGUCUACAUGCUAGACGCUUUGGACUCCGUCGUUUCGUCCGUAGCAUGGAAUUGUCCUCGGUGAAUUGUUCGCCCCGAGAUCAAAUCGUUCCCGACUCUUGUAACGGCAAUAAUUGGGCGAACGAACAGUUGGACUUUAAUUGGCAAAUGCAGUUUCUAAACACAUUACUCUAUGGAUGCGACAAACUGGAAGCGAAGGCAGAGGAGAAGCGGAUGGGCACCGGCAUGGAUCAUAAAUCUACUUGGUACUGCAACGCGGCGAACAAGACUCCCGACUUCGAUUCGAUGUUACAAGGACUGAUGGUGGACGAUCAACAUGUCAUAAAGUCUAGAAACGAGCCGGUCUUAUGCGACUUCUUCGAGACAACCGGCAUGGGUGCGCGGACUGUGCAGGACUCGAUCCUCCAGAACGGUCACCAUACUGAUGAAUCUCAAGAGCCUCCGUGGUUCGAGAUGAACGAGGUGGUGGACCCCCAAAUGUUCUCUACGCUCGACGACCAAGCGCUGCAGGUGACUCACGUAAAAGUGGAAGCACCGGAAGCCAACAGUCCCGAGUACCAGUCGGUGGCCAGCCCCGGGCUGUACACACCGUCUUAUUUGCAUGUGCACUAUCACCACCAUGAUCACCAUCACCAACAGCAUCACCACCAUCACGGUUACUUCCCACGCGUGGCACCCAUGACGCCUCCCAUUUCUGAGCCAGGUUCGCCCGGUAAACGGCGGACGCCACCGCCACCGUAUCCUACACCCCGCUGCAACACUAUCCAAAGAUCGAUGAAGUUCAACAGACGUAACAACCCGGACUUGGAAAGGAGACGGACUCAUCAUUGUAAUUUUGGCGGUUGCAACAAAGGAUACACUAAAAGCUCUCACCUAAAAGCCCACCAAAGAAUACACACAGGCGAAAAACCGUACCGGUGCACGUGGUCGGCGUGCGAGUGGAGUUUCGCGCGGUCGGACGAGCUGACCAGACACUACCGGAAGCACACGGGCGACAAACCGUUCCGGUGCGAGGUGUGCGAACGGUGUUUCGCCCGGUCCGAUCAUCUGGCGCUGCACAAGAAACGGCAUCAGCCCAAGAACGCGGCGGCGGCGGUGGCGCAGCAUCAGCAGCUGAUGGACCAUCCGUCGUCCAAAGUCGGGGUCGACCAACAACACCAGCAGAAACACCAGCAGCUGAUGAUGUUGAACGGCGGCGGCGGCGGAGGCGGCGGCAUGGUGUCCGGUCCAAAGGCCGGCGGAGGCGAGUACGUCGUCGACGGUCAACAGCCGGUCUGCAGGCAAAUGGUGCCGGCCUUGUGAUCGGUGCGCGCGCUCACUACACACGCGAUGAUAUUAUAAUAAUUUCAUGUAAAUAUUAUAAUAUUAUUAUUAUUGGCGAUGAGAUAGGCUGUGGCAGUCGAGCCGGUUGGUAGAAAUGGACGUCGGGGUGAAGAGGGGGUUAGGAGGGAUUUUUGUGAGUUUUUUCCAUUUGUAUAUUGGUAGGUACAUAUUAUAAUAAGUAUAUGUAAUUUUUUUUUUUUUUCGUGGUAUUUCUGCACGGAAACAAGCGCCUGUUUGCUGCUGUUGCAGUUGACCCGUAGGAAUUCGGUCGUCGGUCGCCGCACAAUGACACCUUAACGAACGACUAUUGUGCGCUAGUGAAAAUAAUAAUAAUAAUAAUAAUAUAUCAUACAACUAUCGUGCAUAUUAUUAUUAUGUACACAUACGCGUGUGCGCCAUUCGAAAAUAGAAGGAAAAACAAAAAGAACGGAUAAGUGACGGACAAACGACCGCGACCUCGCCGCCAUUCCGGGUCAAACCGCGUAAGUACCGCCGCCGCCCGUCGACGUGUGUAAUAUCAACGGUUCUCCUCUAUAAAGCAAACAUUGGACAGCGGCAACAAAUAAUAAUAAUAAUAAUAAUAAUAUGGUACCUGCAAUAUAAUAAUAAUAAUAAUAAUAUAAUACUGCUGC
Messenger RNA from Melanaphis sacchari, 2395 nucleotides. Its product is annotated as zinc finger protein 442-like. The transcript has 6 exons. The record is from RefSeq and is a predicted model, not a curated record. Gene Ontology annotation, biological process: regulation of transcription by RNA polymerase II. Gene Ontology annotation, molecular function: RNA polymerase II cis-regulatory region sequence-specific DNA binding; DNA-binding transcription factor activity, RNA polymerase II-specific. NCBI's taxonomy places the organism in Eukaryota, Metazoa, Arthropoda, Insecta, Hemiptera, Aphididae. The coding region runs from base 486 to 1742 and encodes 418 amino acids.